GAUGAUGGUCUUCAAGAUCCCUUGGACGUUGAAAACACAAGCAAUGGACCAGAGCAAAGCAAAGGGCCAGAAGCACCUUCUCAACUACCACCACGUGAAGAGAGGGACAACAGCCACAAGCCAAGCACUGGACCAGAGCAAAGCAAAGGGCCAGAAGCACCUUCUCAACUACCACCACGUGAAGAGAGGGACAAUAGCCACAAGCCAAGCACUGGACCAGAGCAAAGCAAAGGGCCAGAAGCACCUUCUCAACUACCACCACGUGAAGAGAGGGACAAUAGCCACAAGCCAGACGAAGGACCAGAGCAAAGCAGAGGGUGAGCAAGGUCGUGAUAGCAAAGAAGAUGUGCCAGGUGAGCAAGGUCGUGAAGGUGGUGAUGAUGAUGAUCAAGUCGUGGAGCAGCCUAGCCUUAUCGGGGCUACCGAGAAGCAGAAGGAGAUCCUUAAAGACUACGAGUGUUCGGAAUACGAGCCAUCACUUCCAGGUGAUGAUGAAGGCGUUCCGCAUGAUGAAGAUCAACCAGACCCUGGCGAGCACGAUCGCGAAGGAGGAUUGCGUCCAGACUGCGAACCUCCUGAGAGUACGGUACUUAUGUUCGCCAAGGCCCUGAAGACCAACGCAGGUACAGAAGUGAAAAGUGCGAUUCAGGACAUUGUUCUCUACCUCGAUGCUCACGGGCUUCCUACUUAUCGGUUUCAUGCUGACCGUGGAGAGUGUUUCAGUCACAGCAUCCGUGGAUGGCUACGAGAUCGACACAUCAAGGCUUCGUGGUCGGAGGCAGGCGUGCCUCAAGGAAAUGGGCGCGCAGAGGCGGCGGUGCGAUGGGUCAAGGACCGAACGAGGACACUGUUGUUGGGGAGCUCAUUGCCUACGACUUUGUGGCCCACGGCGGCGGAAAUGGCGGUGGCUCAGCAGAGGGCACGAGUAUUGGGAUGGAAGUCCAAACUUAUCGCCCCUUACGGAGCGGCGGUCUUGGUGAAGGAAAAGGCCUUUGAUGCUCAGGGACCCCGUCGACGUGACAAGGCCUUCGAGACCAAGUGGAUUCGAGGCCGUUAUGUUGGACUCAGCAAUCUACUGGAAGGGGGUCAUGUUGUACACGUUCCGGAGUCGGAAGCUAAGAAGGGAGGAGGGUUUUUGCCGGAGCUCGUCGAGAUGAAGGUUCUGGCCCUCAAUGAGAGUGAGUUGGGUGCAUAUGCUAAAACCAAGGCAAAGCUUAUCCUCGAGGACUGGGACGUGACAAAGGCAACGGAACUCGUUGGAGAGCUUGGCGAGGCUGGUUUCUUUGAGGACAAGAAGUUCGGAGUUUAUAGGCAUGGUGGGAGUGUGGGAUGGAUGAAGGGCCUACCCGACCAUCCUGAACUGGGGACGCUGUUGGCCAAGAUCAUAUUGGAGUUCUCCCCGGAAGCGACCUUUACCUCUAUUAUGGUUUCGAAGGACUGUGAUCGGGGCUACCACAAGGACACGAACAAUGACAGCAGUACCAAGAACUACAUAGUCCCAAUUAGGACUCCGGAGCGAGGUGGAGCGUUGUGGGUGGAGCUACGACCUGGUGACCUUCUGGUGGGCGAUAUUCUACAACGGGCCGACAGGCAAGGGCGAGUUCACUAUGGACAGGUCCACGAGAUGAAGGAGGGAAGGGCUGUGGAGCUAGAUCCAAGGCGAGCACACGAAGUUCUACCAUGGGCCCUGGACUCCUACGGGUACCCAACGCCGUUGUCACAGUUGCCAGAGUACUUUGUGAAGGUUCCAGAGUCAGGCCCCAAGUUGGACAAGGUGGAGGUCCAGGAGGAGCCGGUCACAGACAACGACGAGGGCGGCAGCUUGAGCGACGAUGAUUGGGAAAUGUUCGUCGAAGCGGAAAAGGGAUGUGUCAAAGUGGGAACCUCGUCAAAGGGGAGCUUGCGUCAGGACUUUCCUAGAGUGAACAAGACGGAAGUGACCUACACGAAGGACGUGGAGCAGAUCCUGGCCAACCUCACCGAACCCCUCAGAGUGACCUACACAGUGGAUCCACGAGAGGCGCUACUACAUCUAGAUGAGUGGAAGGAAGCCAUCGCUCAGGAGGUCAAGGGCAUUGAGGUAGCAAUCCGAAGACUAAUGCCCGGGACACCAGAGAGGGCGUUGUGGCUCCAGAAGAAGGGUGUGCAGCGUCUACCAACCAAGCUGGUCUAUACCAUCAAGCCGAACGAUGCAGCUGAUCCAGCCGACAAGAAGACGUGGUUUCGGAGGAAGGCUCGACUGGUCGUUUGUGGAAACAUGGCGACGAGCUCAAUGUCUGAUUACUACUGUGAAACGGCUCCUACGGAGGCUGUGCGGGCUGGAUUGGCUAUGUCGCGUUCACGAUGUUGGCAGGUGGCACUAAUCGACGUGGUCGCCGCCUUUAUCCUCACCCCGAUCGGCGAGUCAGCGCGAGAUCCAGUCAUUGUGGUUUGCCCGCCAAAGGUGUUGGAGAGGCUAUCAUUGACUUUGCCUCAAGAACUGUGGGGCUUGAUUAGGGCCCUAUACGGUUUGAGGGAGGCACCAAUGCUCUGGUCGGCCUACCGCGACAGGACGUUGGCUAGCAUGGUUACGCCGUCUGGGUGGCGCCUCAAGCAGGGCAGAACCGUAACAUGUUGGUGGGUGGUUACAGACGAGUCGGGAGACAUGAAGGCGCUGAUCAUCAUAUACGUUGAUGACAUGCUAAUCAUUGGGCUGGAGGACGCGGUGAUGGAAGUGGCCAAUCUGGUACAGAGUGUAUGGGCUACAAGUCCGUUGACCUUUUUGCGACGGGAUAAUCCACUCAGGUUCCUUGGGAUGGAGCUGUCUAUGACCGACGAUGAGUCAAUGAUUCUGGUGGGACAGCAAGCCUACAUCGAGGAGUUGUGUCGCAACUAUGGCGUCCAGAAGCCCGACAAGAUCCCUGUAAGCAAGGAGACCGCAAGCUUCAGCGUGAUGGACGGGGACAUGGAAGCAGAUGAGGGUGGCAUUGCUCAGGCUCAGCGGGUCACAGGAGAGUUGUUGUGGAUAUCCCAGAAGACCCGGCCAGACCUGUCGUAUGGAUGCUCAUUGUUGUCCUCGCUUACCCUUAAAGCCCCGUACCGAGCGGUGGAGGUGGGAACAAAGAUGAUCAGGUACCUAUAUGGCACCAAAACGUGGCGCAUGGCCUUUCGGAAGGGAGACAACACCCUCACAAUGUUCCCCGACGCCGCCUUCGCGCCGGAGAGUGAAAGAAGCCAUACAGGGUGGUUGGUGGUAUGGGGAAAGAACCCCAUUGCAUGGCGAUCGUCGCGCCAGCCAACCAUAGCGCUGUCAACGGCGGAAGCAGAGCUGACAGCCAUCCUUGAAGGCGCCGUGGCUUUGUUGGGGAUAGAGACCCUCUUGGUGGACCUCUCGGAGGAGAUUGAGGUGAGGAGGAUUGUCUGCACUGACCAUCAGUGCAGGGAACGGCUCAUGGAGGACACGUCAUCUUAG
Molecule: messenger RNA, 3451 nt
Organism: Symbiodinium sp. CCMP2592
Lineage: Eukaryota; Dinophyceae; Suessiales; Symbiodiniaceae
Source: the annotation of a GenBank genome assembly